Columba livia (rock pigeon) is the source of this 601-nucleotide messenger RNA. RefSeq names its product cathelicidin-2. The transcript is spliced from 4 exons. Gene Ontology annotation, cellular component: extracellular region. The record is from RefSeq and is a predicted model, not a curated record. Gene Ontology annotation, biological process: defense response to Gram-positive bacterium; innate immune response; defense response to Gram-negative bacterium. The coding region runs from base 65 to 535 and encodes 156 amino acids. NCBI's taxonomy places the organism in Eukaryota, Metazoa, Chordata, Aves, Columbiformes, Columbidae. Gene Ontology annotation, molecular function: lipopolysaccharide binding.
AAAGGGUUCUCCAAGGCCCCGGGGUGGGAUAAAAGGGGCCAGGGUGACCCGGGGGGUGACAAGGAUGGCGGGGUGCUGGGUGCUGGUGCUGGCGCUGCUGGGGGGGGCCUGCGCCCUCCCGGCCCCCCUGGCCUACACCCAGGCGCUGGCUCAGGCCGUCGACUCCUACAACCAGCGCCCCGAGGUGCCCAACGCCUUCCGGCUGCUCAGCGCCGACCCCGAGCCCGCCCCGGGCGUCGAGCUGAGCUCCCUGCGGCUCCUCAACUUCACCAUGAUGGAGACCGAGUGCACCCCGAGCGCCCGCGUGAACCCCGAUGACUGCGACUUCAAGGAGAACGGGGUCAUCAAGGAGUGCUCGGGGCCGGUGCAGUUUGGGCAGAGCUCCCCGGAGAUCGACCUGCACUGCACCGACGCCUCCUCCGAUCCGGUUCUCAUCCAGCGUGGCCGGUUCGGGCGCUUCCUGGGCAGAAUCCGGCGCUUUCGGCCCCGAAUCAACUUCGACAUCCGCGCCCGGGGCUCCAUUCGCCUGGGCUGAACCAAUAAAGAGGCCACUGGUGGCCACUGGUGGUCACGUCACUGUGGCCACUGGGCAUGAACUGGG